AAUAUGAAAUUAUCAGCAAUAAGGUGAAUUUAAAAGAUAAAUGAAAUACCUUCCAAAUUGUUAACUAACGUGGAAAUAUACAAGAGAAAAUAUGGCAAAAAAUAUCAGUAAUCAUUUACUUUGCAGUUUAUUUAAAACUGCUAAAGAAGAGCAGAUUGUUUUGGAAACUCUUAUAGCAGUUUCAAUUAUUCAGUUGGAUAUAAAACCUAGACAGUUAUAUAAUCGUGAUAGAAAAUCUAGUAUUCUCAGGGAAAUGGUUAGUAGAAAAUAUUUUGGAAUUACGGCGUUGGUUUAUGCAGUUAGAGAGUAUUAUUUUGGAGAGAAAUUUAAAGAUGUCCUAAAUGUUAAAAUUGUUAACAAAAUCAAAAGAAACAGUUUCGAAUUAUAUGAAAAAUACUCUGAUGAUACAAAACAUUUUAAUGAAAUUAGACCAUUGAAAAAAGAGAAAUUUGAAUAUCAUUUGGAAAAUUUAAUCUCAAAGAUGUUUAUUAUUACAGCCUAUCUACAUUUAGAGGAUAAUUCAUACGUGAAUAUUACAGAAAGUAAAAUAUUUAAACUGUAUGAUGAAAAAAUAUAUCCAGAGCUUAUUGCCUAUAUUGCGAAAUGUAGUACGCCAUUUAAAAUUAGCGAAGACUCACUUGAAAAAAAAUACUUGGACUCUUCUAAUGAUGAUUGGCUGACCAAAAAAACGUAUCAAGGAUCUAUAGUCAAAAAACUUAAUGAUGCUAGAGACGAAUUUAUUCCCUCCUCCAUAAAUUCAUUUCAAAGUUCUCUGAAAACAUUCUGGACUAAUGAAUCGUUAGAAAGAUAUUUGAGAAGAAAAUUGAAAACAAUAGUUCAAGUGUCUAAUUCGACUGUUCUUUGUCCACCGAAAUAUAGAUAUCAGGUAAAGAGAUUCCUCUCCAGAGAAUUGUUAAAGGUAAAGAAUUUUUCCACUUCGGAAAUUAGAAGCUAUCAACAUCCUCAUUUUCCUAUCAGCGUUGCUCUAGAAUCUGGUGUAAAAGCAGUAGAUUUUGUUGAUCCUGACGAAGUAAUGUCUGCUUCUAUAACAAUUAGCAAAGCUAAUUACUUUUUUUAUACUUUUAAAAUAAAAGACUUAGAAACGGAGAUUAAAAAUCAAGUUGGACCAAUGAGAUGCUUUUACUACUGUCCUAUAAAUCAUUCAGAUCUUGUUAAGAACACUUCGGAAAACAUGACUUUAGGUUUUGUUACUUUUUGUCAUAAAAAGAGUAUUCAGCACUUGAACAAUUUUCAUUGGAAAGGAGUUACUUUGAAACCGGACAAUGAUACAAUACUUACGGAAUUUGUAAUAAAGAAUAGUAAGAAGAAACACGAUGUUUUAUUUUCAUUUGAAGAUAAAACAUUCAAACUUCAAUCAAGAUUUUUCUACUCAAUUAAGAAUUCUUUAGAGAAAUUUGUCUAUAAUCUGAAUAGAUUCACUUUUAAUGGUGAAGAAAUUCUUUCUAUUUCUAAAUCUGGUGAAAUUACUAUUGGAAGAACUAAAGAAUCAGCGCAUUCGUUUAAGAGUGUUUUUCUAAGAGUUUUUCAAUUUUUACAACCUGAUCAUUUGGAGACAAGCCAGAUCUUAUUUGAGAAUGAGCUCAUGAAGCUAAAGUUCAUCGAAAAUUUACAAAGAAUAUUUGAGACGUACGUAGUAGCUGAUGGAAAUUCUUGGUUUAUUUACGGAUCAAGGGAAACAAAGAAUCGGGUUAAAACAUACUUGAUAAAUUAUUCUACGGGUAAAAUACCAUCUUAUCAAAUAAUUUACUCAUUCAAAGAUAUUAAUGCCUUGGAAAUGGCUAUAAAAUGGUCCAACAAUUUGUUAAACGAAUUAAAAGAUGUCUAUAUUGAUUGGAAAAAUCAAAAUGUUGUCGCUUUAGGAGAUUACGAGUCGAGAUCAAAUGUCGAAAAGUAUCUUCAAACGGCAAUCAAAAUUGAAGAGGGGUCCGAUAACGAUUCAAUGGGUGAAACUACUGAUACAGAGGAUAUAAAGAAAGAAGACGAAGUAAAUGAAAAUAGUAUGCCUGCGAGGUGUUCAAUAUGCUGGGAAAACUAUACAGUAUCAAAAGAUGAUAUAUUACCUUGCAAGCACUACUGUUGCCAAGAGUGCUUCGAAAAGUAUAUUAUGACUUUGUUAGAAAGGUCUAUGUAUGGAAUAGGAGCGGUAAAGUGUCCACGCUGUCCAGAGUUGUAUAGAGUUAUUAAGGUAAAGGAGAGAAUUUCAAAAAUUCAUUGGGAUUUAUUAGUGGAAAAGUCAAGUAACAAUCUAAUUUUCGAAGAGAGAAGAAAAAAGAACAUCUCCAUCUGCAAAAACAAAGAAUGUCAUUUAGGCAUUAUAAAUGAAAAGACAUUGACUUGUUAUAAAUGUGCAAGCUCAGCAUGUAAUCUAUGCAGAAAUGUAUCUCAUCCAGGCGAACAGUGCCAUCGUGCUAAAACAAUCUUAGAGUCUGAAUAUAAAGCUUGGAGCUUGAAAAAGAGUGGAAGACCUUUUAGAUACUGUCCAAAUUGUCUUUUUGCAGCAGAAAGAAUUAGCGGUUGUCGUUCAGUUAGUUGUAAAUCUUGCGGCAAAUAUUUCUGCUGGGACUGUAUAGAUUAUUUUUGUGACGAUGAAAUAUUGAGCCAUUCUUGUCGAAGAAAGUAUACUCUUAUAGACUUUUAAUGAAUUUCACUGUUUUGUUAUAGAAAUAUAAAAGCAUUAAAACGUUUUGUAUAUUAAUUAAUAGUCUAUUUUGUCUGAACGCCAUCUAUACUUCAAAGGAAAAUCAACUUUCCUUAUUUUUCUAUUGACAAACCGCUAAAGGGUAUUAUAGAAAUUAUUUGGUGUAUAGAUUCUUAAGAUAGUGACAAAAACAUCACCUCUAUCUUCAAGAUAGAUGAAAAGUAGCGAUGAAGAGAAUGAAUGCAACAAAAUUUGAAUAGAUUACAUAGAAAUAUUAUUUUGGGAAGAUGUGACAGUAUCUAUUAUUACCAUAUGUCUGCUAAUAUAUUGAAGUAGGG
Dimorphilus gyrociliatus is the source of this 2997-nucleotide messenger RNA. NCBI's taxonomy places the organism in Eukaryota, Metazoa, Annelida, Polychaeta, Dinophilidae. The record is from the annotation of a GenBank genome assembly.